Messenger RNA from Mycena indigotica, 1254 nucleotides. RefSeq lists its product as uncharacterized. The transcript has 3 exons. The record is from RefSeq and is a predicted model, not a curated record. Lineage: Eukaryota; Fungi; Basidiomycota; Agaricomycetes; Agaricales; Mycenaceae. Bases 1 to 1254 code for a protein of 417 amino acids.
AUGUCGAAUCCUUUACCACAAGAAUUGCUUGACUCCAUCGUCGACUUUGUCCCAUCCCAUGAAUACCAAACUUUGGCGUCGUGCUCUUUGGCAUUUCGUGGUCUAGCUACCCCCGCUCGUCCGCGUCAAUUCCAUACUAUCACUUUGAUGCAUGGACCACCAGGGCGUUCCAAGGCACGACGUUCACAAAUAACCCCCUCCCAAAAGUUCUCGGCUCUACUUGAACGCUCCCCAGACAUCGCGAAGCUCAUUAAGACCCUCAAUAUCAUUGAUGGUGAGGAUGAACGCUACUGGACUACGAAUCGGAAUGCGGGUCGAGCCCUGGCCAUGGUCAUACCCCUUCUUACCGCGCUCGAAAACCUAUCUUUCCGGGUGGAAGGUCGUACCCUCACGCGAUGGAGCGCGCUGGCCGCUGGUGUCAAGGCCGCCCUUAAAGAUAUCGCGCCACAGCUGCAGGGUAUCCAUUUCUGCGGACUCAUCUUCGACUCUGCCCCGGCGGUGAAAGAGAUUUUCACCAUCCUACAAGCAUCCAUGCCGAGUAGGUUGAAGGAGCUGUCUCUAUCAUUCGAAGCGGACGGUCCUCCCCUCGGAGAAAUUAGAACAGAAACUGGCGAAAACUGGCGACUCCAGCUGCAGUCUCUCGUCUUCUCAGAUCACGAAAUAGGCGGACAAAUGACUAAUUUUGUCACAAAAGUCGUCGACCUUUCUUGCCUCCGCUCCCUGUCUUUCAGCGGCCUUGCAGAGGAAGAGCUUGACGUGUUCUUCCGCGCACUCCCCCCAGCCAAUGUCAUCGAAGAGUUCACUGUUUGGUUUAUAUCUGACUAUCUUCCCCCGCAAGGACCGCCCAAUUUCGCGACCCAUUUCCCGCGACUACGUCGCUUAUAUCUCUCAGCUUUCUUUCCUCUUGCAGUCUUUCGUGGUGUCUUGGAAAACUGUCUGUCAAUCCCAACCCUCUCCCUCGAUUCUAUCACCUGCGAGUCACCCCAUUUCCAGUUCCUCUUCGAUGGGACACAGGCCGAUGAACAAGCCGAAUGGCAGCGUUUCGUAGAAGUCCUAAAACGCUUUCCGAAAUCGGUGCAAGGAAUGCAAUUUGGAAUCAGCAGUUGGUUGACGAACACUAAGCCUGCCGUUGAGUGCUCUCGACGUGUCGCCUCUAUCGUCGACCAUCUUGAUGCCAGCCAUUUGCUUCGAGUCGAAACGGUCUUGCCGCAUGCCCUCAUCCAUUCGUUUUAUACCCCGAAAGCUGAACAGUAG